AAUUAGCCACGUGUAAACCUCUCGGCGACGAGCCGGCGCUGUGUGGGUAGAGUCGACGUCACACCACCACCCAUCGCUAAAAGGCCACCCUUUCCCCAAAACUUUUUCUCUCUCUAAAAGAUACUUUUGGAAGUCUUUUUUGUUUGUUUUCUAAUCUCUGUUGCGAUUUGCUAAAAUACUCUCCUUCGCCCCCAAGUUGUCUUCUUUAUCUGGUUUCUACUCUUCCUCAGAUAACCAAAACCCUGAAAACAAUCCACAAGCGUUCGCAGAUCUCCGACUCUUGUACCCUAAAUCUUUCUAUCAGCUCGGUGCUUGUAAAGGCGAAUCUUUGAGGAAAACUUCUUUCGGGUAAAAAACUCGACCACUUAGAGAGGGUUAUUAUUGUUUAAAAGUAGACGGCCUGGGUCUCAUGAGAAUUGUUAGGGGAAUGCAGAGAUUGUUUCGCGAGGAGCAAAUAACACUGGGCUUGAAGAAAUCCUUCAGCCAAGGGACUGGCAUCAACACGCCCAGGGCAAGAACUCGUGGCAAACCCAUGGCUGGUGGCUUCUUGUGUCUCUAAUUUGUGGGAUCUUUUACCGUUCCUCAUUCAGAGUUUAUAUUAAACACCAUCAGAUUCCAAUGACUCGAAUUUUAGUUCAACGAGGUUCUACGGGGAGUAGUUCUUCUUCUUCGAACUCAGCCCGUUCCUCUUCCUUGUCGAGGUCCUCUUCUGGCCAUCCUGAGCAGCAAAAUCUUUCAGCUCUGAAAGAUGAGGAAAUUGGAGAAGAGGUGCAAGUUGCAGACGACCUUUUGGAUAAUUCUGGAAUCACAGAAAAUAGGGCAGCAAAAAGUGAUGAUCUUUUGAUUGAAGGUCCUUGUGGUGAUAAAAUUGAGAGUUCAAUUGAGGAGAAUGGCGAUGGUGAGAAAUUAAUCAUUGAUGAUAUCUUGGAUUCUGGGGAGUUGAUGAGAGGAUUGGGUGGGUUGAGAACAUCAGGGAGAAUCGUUGUGGAAAAUGAAGGCACCAGUGUCAUUUCUUCACUGUCUGGUAGUGGAAGUUCGCAUCCACCUCCUCCUCCUGUCCCACCUCCAAAACCGUCAGCCUCAACUUCAAGGAGAUUGGUCCCAGGAAGUUCUAAUUCUGUGAGAAGAGCAGUUGCCUGGCCUCUUGUGUCAACAAGGUCUUCACCGACUGGGUCUCGACCUUCAUCUCCCAGGUCACAUGCUGAAAGUGAGGGCUAUAAUAGUGCUGAUGAGCAGAGCCCUUGCUUUGCAUCCUCCUAUGAUGAUUUGGAAAGAGAGCGCCAAUUUGAAAUUGGUAUUCGGCGGGCGAAAGGGUUGGAAGUCAAGCGGAUGUUGGAAGAUGGGAACUGUCUCUUCCGUGCCGUUGCAGAUCAAGUCUAUGGAGAUUCUGAGGUGUAUGAUUUGACCAGGCAAAUGUGCAUGGAUUAUAUGGAACGAGAGAGGGAUCACUUUUCACAAUUUAUUACAGAAGGUUUUACAUCAUACUGUAGGAGGAAGAGAAGAGACCAGGUCUAUGGAAACAAUGUGGAGAUCCAAGCCUUAUCUGAAAUGUAUAAUAGGCCUAUCCAUAUCUAUUCAUAUAGCACAGAACCUAUUAAUAUAUUCCAUGGAAGCUACAAUACUGAUACACCACCGAUACGGCUAAGCUACCAUCAUGGGAAUCAUUACAACUCUCUUGUUGACCCACGUCGAUUGGCAAUUGGUGCAGGGCUUGGAUUCAGCUGUCUUCGUGGGGUGAAUGUUGAUAGAGAUCAAAUCAAGGCUGCUAUCAAGGCUCAGCAGGAUCAACACAUAGACAAUGCACUUUUGGCUGAGGGGCGAUUUUACUCCGAUCUUGAGCUUACUGAAAAGGAGAUGGAACGUAUGGUGAUGGAAGCUUCUCGUGCUGAGUAUCUUGCUGAUGACAACUUCAAGGGUCAUAAAGAAUCAUCUACUUCCAGUGCUGAACCAUCGUCCUCUUGCACAAUAAAUCUGAGACCAGGAUCGUCUGGCAGUGAGACCAAGCUGGGAAGCGGGAGAGAACAGGGUUCGCAGCACACAGUCCUCAGCAGUAGCAUGCGGAUGUUAUUGUCGAUGGGAUUCACGUAUCUGCAGGCAAUGAAGGCGUACAGCAUAUUUGGAGAUGAUGUAGAUUCGAUGGUUUGUUACCUGCUGGAGACGGGUAAUGGCAGCAGACAGAAAGGCAAAGCAACUGAAUGAGGAAAUGGUUGCCAGUCAGAAAGAGACCGGUCUUGUUGAGGUCAUAUUGGCCGGUUCUACUUAUGUCAGAGACCUGUCAGGAUCUUAGAUUUGUUACAUUACGUCUAAUUAAUAAAUGGAUUUGACUUGAGCUAUAAUUCAUAUGAUGUAGUAGUGCCCGUGGUCAGGUUUUUAUAUUAUUAGCUCCAGCAAGUUCUGUUUGAGGCAAAUGUUGCUCAUCUAGAGUAAACACGGUGCAGAUGGAUGUGAAUAUUUGAGGAUCUGAGCAAUUUUUAACCUGCUUUGAACUCUUUAGCCUACUAUCAAGAUAGGUUAAGGGAUCACAUUGCAGUGGAAAUGUCAGGAUUUUUUGACCAUUUUAAGGUUUAUGUUCAAAGGGA
This is a messenger RNA of Tripterygium wilfordii, 2579 nucleotides long. RefSeq names its product OVARIAN TUMOR DOMAIN-containing deubiquitinating enzyme 6-like. Gene Ontology annotation, biological process: protein deubiquitination. Gene Ontology annotation, molecular function: protein binding; cysteine-type deubiquitinase activity; K63-linked deubiquitinase activity. Bases 619 to 2199 code for a protein of 526 amino acids. The transcript is spliced from 9 exons. Lineage: Eukaryota; Viridiplantae; Streptophyta; Magnoliopsida; Celastrales; Celastraceae. The record is from RefSeq and is a predicted model, not a curated record.